AUGCAGAAAACACCGCAGCGUAUCGGCUCAAAAGUGAGCGAGACUAUCGACCGACUCAACACCCAUUGGGAUCUAGGUCUUCCUCGACUCCACGGGGCGGAGGCUGUGGAGGCUCAAUCGAAGGGGCAUCUUGCUAGGAAGUGUUCGAGCAAGAUCCGCUUUUUGUGCUUCAAAACGGACGAAAUCGAGCAGAUCCUCCAGAGCUUUGAAGAGAGCGCCCGGCAGACACAGUCGCGAUGGGUCUGGAAGCCAUCCCAGGUGCCUGGCACACUACCAGCCCUUGCGGUCACGAAAAGCCAGCUGGCAAAAGAUGUCCAAAUGAAAAGUGCAGCCGGUUUGAUACGCCUCACUGAGAGGCAAAGAGAGGAACUUCUGCAGGUCCUGCACCGGAUUCUCGACGAGCAUUAUGAGCUGGCUCGGAUGUCGAAGUCCUAUUCCUAUGAACGGCCAACAGCGACGAGCUUUGCGGCAGUGUCUCCCAUGCGAGCUGUUGACGAGCCUCAGGUUAAGGACCCAAUGAGCAGGUCUGGGAAACGAUCAUUGAGCUCUCCACAAGGAGAAAACAAGCGGCAAUCGACGCUGUCGCAGUUCCUCAAGCGAGGUGCAUCCCCUCCUCCUCAGGUUCCAAUUAUUCCACCAGACCCCCCAAGCUUUGAAACCAUGCCAUCAGCAAGAGUCUCUUCUGUCUUCACGACUGCGGAUGAGGCUGACGAUCCCUUAGCUUCCAACGACACCUCGAUGGCGAGCUCACCUGCCGAUGGAUCUCCAAAUUACUUUACCCAAGAUACUGCUGACCUCAUGAACGAUGAAACAUUCGAAAUCUCCUUCAAUGAGGCAUGUGCUACUGUCCCUGAUCUUCGCGACCCUUUUGACCUCAGUCACAACUCACCGUUCAAGAGGACUGCAUUGCUUCCGUCAACUGUUCCUUUUUGGUAUUGUUGGGAGAUACACCGCGUUGCAAGCAUGGCUGGACUCGUGCCCAUCGACGUGUACAAAACUGUUGCAAAGAAAGUGAGAAAGACCAACCCUACCUACGAUGAGAUGUGGAACGUAUUGAAAGAUCUGUGUCAUGACAAUGGAGUGAAGACUAUCGUCAAGUCAGAGAUCCCGUGUUGGAUAACAAAUGGAAAUCGAUACGAAAACCCGGAAUCCAACCAGGUUGUCUACCUGACAGGAAAACUCGACUGGGAUUCUUCACCACAAGCGCUGUUCACUUUUCACCCCAACGAGACCCAUCUGGAGAAAUCUUGCCGAUUGCACCGCAAAUUUGGUGCUGAUAGGUUUCUGGUCGUUUCUGCUCCAGACUUUUCACGAUGUCCGAAACAGACACGUCCUCCUGACUCAGAGAAGUUGCACAGGAGGAUAUGCGAAUUCCUUGUGGCAGGGCCUCAUAUUAUUGCAGGCAGAGAGUGGAAAGUAUUCUGGGUGGAACAAGAAAAGAAGAGGAAAAAGGAGGAACCUCGCCUUAAAAUUCACAUGUUUGCCGAAAAUGGGUAUGAUAUGGCCGAGCAUGGCUCAGAAGCUCUCCAGCCUCCAGCUUCUGAUUUCAAGAUUAACGGGCAACAUCGGGCGAUCAGCCUCGAACAACUGAUGGAAUGGCACAUGCCCAUUCUGCCCAACAUCAAGACCACGGACUUGAAGCUUUUCUCUCGGUGGUCUAUCGGCCUCUCAAAAACCACGCCUGCUGUUGUACUGGAGCAGAAUGAGUUUCUCUAUCUUCGUGAUGCUCCGGGCUCCGUGGUCAUGAAUGACGGCUGUGCUUUGAUGUCCUACAACCUUGCCAAAAAUAUCUGGCAGAGAUGUGGUGGCCAAGGUCCUCCGCCAAGUGCUGUGCAAGGUCGUAUCAGCGGUGCCAAAGGUCUCUGGCUAGUCGAUUACCACGACUCUUUUGCCGACGUGAGUCAACGUGGAUUCUGGAUCCAAGUUUCAGAUUCUCAGCUCAAGAUCAAGCCCCACCCCCGCGACCGGUCUGCAGAUGAAAGCCAACGAACGUUUGAGGUCUUGAAAUCUGCUGGCGAAUGCAAGGAGGCUCACCUGAAUAUCCAAUUGAUCACAAUCCUGGAGGAUCGAGGAGUUCCCCGAGCAGCUCUACGCAAAUUGUUGGAAGAUGACACGAAGUCUUACUUUGAAUCCCUAAAAGAAGCGAUGGAAGACCCCAAAGCACUCCGUGCAUGGAUGCAAGAACAUGGUCUGGCUUCGCGCACGGAAGUAACCAGAUUUUUGGGCUCAUUCCCGUUGGAUCGCAGGGACCAGAUGAAGUACCUGCUGGAGUCUGGAUUUGAUCCAACAGAAUGUGCCAGGUUGAAAGAUCUUGCGGCGGGAUUCUUGCAAGAGUAUAUGACGAACUAUGUGGAACGGCUGUGGAUCAAUGUUCCGUGUUCGACCGUUGUGUUCUGUGCGCCGGAUCCUUUGGGUGUGCUCGAAGAGGGCCAAGUCUUCAUCAACUUCACGUCACCGGUAUAUGACCCUGUUAAGGGCUAUCAUGAUACCGUUCUGGAAGGUCUGGAUGUUCUCGUCGCUCGAAACCCAGCGUACCUCGCAUCAGAUAUGCAGCUUUGCCAAGCGGUUUACAAGCAUGAGCUUCACCUCUACAAAAAUGUGAUUCUGUUCCCUGUCAAGGGUAAACAACCUUUAGCAUCGCUUUUGUCAGGCGGUGACUAUGACGGAGAUACGGUGACGGUUAUCUGGGAUCCCGAUAUUGUGCGAAACUUCAGCAAUACUUCACCCCCUAAACUGCCAACCGAAGAGCAGUGCGGAAUGGUCCAGAUGUCGCGGCCUUUGUCCAGCAUUUACGAUGGCGUCCAAGCCUUUCCGAUGCAGGAUUUCCUCGAGCAUUGCGUCUCCUUUAAUGCUCGCCCUGGCUUGAUGGGGGUUUGCUCCAGCGAGCAUGAAAAGCUUGUUUAUUCACUGAGCCUGAAGCGCGGAUGCGAUAUAUUGGCACAUCAAGGGGCUAUCAAACUGGCAGCACUUGCGGGUUAUCUGGUUGACUCAAGCAAACAAGGAUGGUAUCUCGCCCGGAAGGCCUUUCACGCCAUCCGCCGCGAGGCUUCCGGCCCUAAGGAACUUCCAGUUCCUGCUUUCAAAGGAGACAUUGCGCCGCUGAGAAUGUUCGGUACCUAUCUUAAUGUUAUAGAUUUUCUCAAAUUUGAAGUUGCUGGGACAUGCAGAGAACAGGCGCUGACCGUUUUCGGGAAGCUUCGUUACUGUGUCAAGUAUGACUCGGCUUUAAGCCUGAGCUGGAAGAAAGAAGUGGCGAAGGCGACCCAAGAGACGGCGAUCAUAAAAUCAGCGAUACCCACGAGGAGGAGCACCUCUGCCGGGAAGUCGAAAAAGGUGGGAGGUCUCCUUAAGGAUGCGACUGAAAGACCAGGUGAGCAAGGCCACAGCAUGCUGAAAGAUCUUUUGGAAGGCCCAGAUGGCUUGCUGGGUCAAAUAAAAGAAGUGAAAGAGAGGGCAAACAGACUGGCCGUGAUGAGGAAUCUUGCUGAUUCUACACCUACAAACUCCGUGGACCGCGGGAAAUUUUAUGCCGAAGUGCUUGCGAUCCACGAGCGAUACCAGGCGAUUGAACCCAAGGAUAUCGAUCACCCUCUUCGCCGCCAAUUUGAAGAGGAGCAAAAUCAUCCUUACUCCAAGUGGGCUUUGCUUCGCGCCUCCUGCCUCCACUACAACGUUUGCUCGAAGGGGCGAUUCCCAGUCUGGGUCUGGUACAUUGCCGGACGUGAGCUCUGUUAUCUCAAGACAUUGAGCCAUCAGGGCGAGAUGCGCGUAAUGACGAUGGAGAUGCACAGUAUUCUCAAGGUCGAUACCAAAUUCACCAAAAGCCUGCUGGAAGGAAAGUCUUCUGAAGGCGACGACGUCUUUUACGAUGCUUUGGAACAGCCAAGCUUGCAUGAUGAUGACUCGGAUUAUGAUGAUGAAGAUUAA
This is a messenger RNA of Exophiala dermatitidis NIH/UT8656, 3927 nucleotides long. RefSeq names its product RNA-directed RNA polymerase. The transcript is spliced from 2 exons. Lineage: Eukaryota; Fungi; Ascomycota; Eurotiomycetes; Chaetothyriales; Herpotrichiellaceae. Gene Ontology annotation, biological process: siRNA processing. The coding region runs from base 1 to 3927 and encodes 1308 amino acids. Gene Ontology annotation, molecular function: RNA-directed RNA polymerase activity. Gene Ontology annotation, cellular component: nuclear RNA-directed RNA polymerase complex. The record is from RefSeq and is a predicted model, not a curated record.